AUGGUUGUCUCUGAAGGAAUUAAACGAAAGCCUGCUGAACAUCGCGUAGAUGCGGCGGUUUCUGAAUCUGCUUUUGCGGAGUCUGCAGACGACGCCGCCGUUGCCCGGGAAAGCGCCGGGAUGUGUGGAGGAGUUGCCUCGGUGCUGUGA
Messenger RNA from Puccinia graminis f. sp. tritici CRL 75-36-700-3, 150 nucleotides. RefSeq lists its product as uncharacterized. The coding region runs from base 1 to 150 and encodes 49 amino acids. The record is from RefSeq and is a predicted model, not a curated record. NCBI's taxonomy places the organism in Eukaryota, Fungi, Basidiomycota, Pucciniomycetes, Pucciniales, Pucciniaceae. The transcript has a single exon.